Messenger RNA from Aspergillus wentii DTO 134E9, 3224 nucleotides. Its product is annotated as SacI domain protein. NCBI's taxonomy places the organism in Eukaryota, Fungi, Ascomycota, Eurotiomycetes, Eurotiales, Aspergillaceae. The record is from RefSeq and is a predicted model, not a curated record. The transcript is spliced from 3 exons. Gene Ontology annotation, molecular function: phosphatidylinositol-4-phosphate phosphatase activity. Bases 203 to 3070 code for a protein of 955 amino acids. Gene Ontology annotation, cellular component: endoplasmic reticulum. Gene Ontology annotation, biological process: phosphatidylinositol dephosphorylation.
CCAGCUCAGAACAACCAUCUGGCCAACAUCACACGCUUCUCCAGCCGUGGGGCGAUUGUUAUGCAGUCAAUGGCACGGAGCAGCGUUCCCCUGACAUCCAGUUCGAACGGGUUAGGUUAGGAAGACCAACUUGUUCCCUCCCCCCCUCACAAACUACAACCCCACACGGCGCGCGGAUCGGAUUACCCCAGCGAGCGCCAACAUGCCCGGUUUACUACGAAAGUUGAUUGUCUUCGCGGCGGUCGAUGGACUCAUCAUCCAGCCGUAUGGGAAUGGACAGCGUCAUAAUGGAAACGGCAACGAUGGCUCGUUUCUCCGGAUAGAUUAUAAAACGAGUAAGGUCUCGUCGCUUCCUGCCUCCGCGUUGGAUUUAAGUGAAAGGAAGGAUUCUGGGUUGGAGACUUAUGGUCUUGUUGGCCUUUUAUCCGUCGCGUCAUACUCCUUUCUCAUCUCCAUCACGCAACGCCACCAAGUGGCCCAAAUUCAAGGAAAGCCGGUAUACACCAUCACCAACGUCGCUCUUAUUCCCACUUCGUCGCAGGCGGAUGCCAAUCGCGCUAUUUCUCAAGCUAGAGAAAGCUUAGCAAAUGAGGAGAACGGUGCAGGAGAAACUGCGUCGUCUUCCGAGGAAGAAGAUGGCGAUGAUAGCAGCGUAUCAGAUGCAGAGACAGAUGGUCCUGAACCCGAGAUUGGAAGCGUGUCAGAGUCUCCAGCCCGAGAAACAUCACAUUCAAGAGGUCGUAGCGUUAGCAAUAUUGCCGAAGAUGUGAUCGGGAAGAAAGUUCGAUUUGGUCGAUUCGCUGCAAAUUGGCUCUCGAGGAAGAGGCUGGGAUUUCCUGGAUUCGGGACUGUGGAUCAAGACAAUAACCCCGAUGUAAUUUCGGGUGAAGCAUCUAUGAAAGAGACUACGGGGUCUUCUCUUGGGCUUUCGAAUGCCGGAGAAGGCACGGCAGAACCUGAUGUGGAAGACUCAUUGCCGGAAAGUGCAACGCCGUUGUCUGACCAGACUGUGGAAUUAUUGCCGAAGUUACUUCGGUAUACGAAGCUCAUCUUCUCCUCGCAGAAUUUCUUCUUUGCAUAUGAUUAUGAUCUGACGAGGCAGAUUGGUGCUCAGGAGCCGCGCAAUAGCCAUCUACCUUUGCAUAGAUUUGUCGAUCCAUUGUUCUUUUGGAAUAAAAACUUAAUGACUCCCUUCAUCGAUGUGGAUGCACAUAACUUUGUUUUGCCGUUGAUGCAGGGGUUCGUUGGACAACGAGAAUUUACAGUAGCAGCAACUCCUGAAACAGAAAAACCAGCCGAGGAGCCUACAGAAGAUCGUAUUUUGGGUGAGAAACAGGAGGCCCAAGCAAUUGAUACCGACGCCCCGAAGCGCAACUUCCUGCUUACUUUGAUCUCUCGACGGUCGACCCAGCGGCCUGGACUGCGGUAUCUCCGCCGUGGUGUUGAUGAUGAUGGGAAUACGGCUAAUACUGUGGAAACGGAGCAAAUCCUCUCUGGACCUGAAUGGGAUCCUUCCCACAACGUCUAUUCAUACCUUCAAGUGCGCGGCUCUAUCCCUCUUUACUUUUCUCAGUCUCCUUUUGCUUUCAAGCCGGUUCCUGUGCUUCAUCAUUCCGCCGAAACAAAUGAGUUUGCUUUUGAAAGACAUUUCCGGAAUCUGAGUCGGCGGUAUGGCAAGAUUCAAGCAGUUUCGCUCAUUGAUAAACACGCUGGUGAGUUGAAGCUGGGUGAGCAAUAUGAGAGAUACGCCGAAGCCCUAAAUAAGGCUGGGGGUGUCGAUGGCAGCCCUCUGCGCUUAGAAUGGUUUGACUUUCACAAUGAAUGCCGGGGGAUGAAAUUUGAAAAUGUGAGCCGGUUGGUAGACCGGUUGGAGACGACAUUGGAUGAAUAUGGCGACACGAUUGUCAAAGAUAGCACUCUUGUCCAAGGACAGAGGGGUAUUAUACGGACCAACUGCAUGGAUUGUCUAGAUCGCACGGGUGUUGCGCAGUGCGCAUUUGGCCAGUGGGCCUUGGAACGAGAGCUAAAGCACGAGGGUAUCAAUAUUGACUUGGGUGGCGACUCGUCGACCCAGUGGUUCAAUACGCUUUGGGCAGAUAAUGGAGAUGCAAUCUCCAAGCAAUACUCCUCGACCGCUGCUCUGAAGGGAGACUAUACACGAACAAGGAAGAGAGAUUAUCGCGGCGCGUUGAAUGAUCUUGGUCUCACGUUAUCUCGGUACUACAACAACAUUGUCAACGACUAUUUCUCCCAGGCCUGCAUCGAUUACAUGCUCGGCAAUGUAUCCACACAGGUGUUCCAGGAGUUUGCUAUGGAGAUGCAAACGGCUGACCCCGGGAUAUCUGUUCAGAAACUUCGUCAAAAUGCCAUCGAGACGAGUUGCCAGAUCGUGAUCAGUGACGAGUCCGAGGAGCUUCUAGGUGGCUGGACGAUGCUGACACCGCAACAACCGAACACUCUGCGGACCCUGCCUUUCGAGGAGUCUGUUCUCCUCCUUACUGACGCAGCGGUUUACUGCUGCCACUUUGAUUGGAACACUGACAAGGUCCUCUCGUUUGAACGGAUCGAUCUGCGGUCCAUCUCCGGCAUUAACUAUGGUACCUAUAUCACGUCGAUCCUAACGGGUCAGGUAGAUGAGAGCCGCAAUGUCGGCCUGGUUAUCAUGUAUCGGGAAGGCGAUGAGAAUGCAGUACGGGUGAAUACCCGUUCUCUACAGAGCAGUGUGACCUCGAAAGCACUGGACGAGAACGCCAGUAAAGAAUGGGACAUGACCUCCUGGUUCAAGGGCCCUAAGCGGCCCACGCCACGGUUCCUUGCCUUCAAAGCACUCCCACUUUCCAACUCUGCGACGAAGAGUCGGAGCCCGGGCAAUGCGACCGUGAGUGAAGCAGACUGGGUCCGAUCGAUCUGCGAAGAGAUCGAACGAGCCAUGAUGGCGGGUGAGGGACGACAUGUGGAGAGGCUGUCGGUGAUUGAAGAGACAGAUAUCAUCUCAUUGGAGGAUGCGAAGAAACGUACGGGAUAUUUAGAGCAUUUGGUUUAUGAUCUCAAGAAGAUGGUAUGGGCAUGAAGAUGGGGUUUGAUAUAUAUAUUGUCGUUUUUGAUACCACAUCGUCAUAAUUAUGACUUUACAUGCCAUUUUUCUGGAGAUAGAUCGAUUACACCAAGAUACGCUAAUGCAUGCAUAUUCAGAGCUAUUUUCUAUAUAUUACUACUUAUUAAGG